GUUGCUGCAGGCAGGGGGGGUGAGUGUCAGACCCCUGGGGAAGCACUUAGCCAUCUCUCUGCCCUCGCUUCCUCUGCGUCUCUGGGAUACACACACCACACACAUUGCACACUCUACACACCUUGAACCCACACACACACACCCUCUCUCUCCAUCCUCUACUCCUCCCCCAUCUUCCCCUCUGGAGGCCUCCGGGCAAAGGAAACUUCUCAUGCCUCUCUGGCAGCCCCCCCAGCCCCAUUCCCCCACUGGUGCUGCUCAGCAUUGGCCGAGGCACGAAACUGCCGCCGACAGCGGCACACGUCAUUGGUCCUCCUGGAGUUUGGACCGCCCUGACGCCGUGGUGACACCGUAUGAAACGCCCCCGGACCGCUGUGUCCCCAUCAGGCCGCAGACCUCCAGUCAGCACUACAGCUACAGUUGCCAGUCCUCUCCAGGGCACUACAGCUCCCAGCAUGCCCUAGGGCAACACAGUGAUCCCUGCUGUGACUGCGAAGAGGCUGAGCUGUCUGAGCUUGACUCCCUUUACCAGGCCAGUCUGCUGGCUGGAAAGACAGGCUGCAGCCCAUCAGAGAGGCUCAUAUCCAGGGUGGGCGGGCAGACUCGCUCCAAGACCCCCAACGCAGACAUGGAGAGGAGUGUGUACGGGGCGGACUGCACCAGCACCCCCACCUACCUCAACAAGCCAAUGAUGUUGCGGGAUCUGCGUUGUGGGGUGGAGCCUGAUGAUGGGGAAAACCUGAGACGAAUUGGACGCAGCCUGAGCGGCACAGUAGUGACCUCGCGCCGCAGCCGGCUGACUGCAACCCGCAGCUUCGAGCUGUCGGGCAGUGCGGGGAGUUUCUGGCUGUGUCUGACGGGGGUCAAGCUGUCUUCUGACCAGAGACCCGCGUUGCUUCACUAAUGUCCCACAGCGUCCAGCUCCACGUGGGGCAGCAGCGCCGGGGCCCAUCUGACGGACCUGGAUUUGGCUCAGGAGGAUCUAAAUCAACUCCUAUCCUGUUCCUCCUCCUUCUCCCUCAAACAACAUGCACACGCAAACACAUGCACGCACACAUGCACAUCUGCACUGACAUAGAGCCUCCCUCAGCGCCUGCAGCACCCCGCUUAGCCUCUUCUUGCCUCCCUCCCUCCCUCUCCCUCUUGACCUACUAUUCUGUCUAUGCAGUCACU
Messenger RNA from Perca flavescens (yellow perch), 1173 nucleotides. RefSeq names its product inactive ubiquitin carboxyl-terminal hydrolase 54-like. Bases 212 to 904 code for a protein of 230 amino acids. NCBI's taxonomy places the organism in Eukaryota, Metazoa, Chordata, Actinopteri, Perciformes, Percidae. The record is from RefSeq and is a predicted model, not a curated record. The transcript is spliced from 4 exons.